Molecule: messenger RNA, 369 nt
Organism: Diaporthe citri
Lineage: Eukaryota; Fungi; Ascomycota; Sordariomycetes; Diaporthales; Diaporthaceae
Exons: 2
Coding region: 1-369 (122 amino acids)
Source: RefSeq, a predicted model, not a curated record
AUGACCGAGGCCAAGACCGUGUCGAAGUACGCGGAGGAUAACGAGAAACUGGUACACUAUGGCGUGUACGGACGGUCCUUCACCCUGAAUCUCAAGCAGUGGACGCCCGCCUCAGUGAACGCGUUGGCCAAAUAUAGCCACUCAAUCCCAGCCGGCAACGCCACGAUCACAAUACACAGCCUUCGUUCCCCCAAGCCUAACGAGGAAUCGGUUUUCGGGGCACGGCAGGAUCACCACCUGAUAGAGAUCGUUUCUAUGACUUCCGAUCCGGCUCUCAAGGAUGAGACCGCCGCAUGGGGACAGAGCUUGAUGCGGGAACUGAGGGGGCAUGACGGGCAAACAUUCUCGACAAUCAAGUCACACGCUUAG